Messenger RNA from Rhinolophus ferrumequinum (greater horseshoe bat), 1698 nucleotides. RefSeq names its product homeobox D11 (gene HOXD11). Gene Ontology annotation, biological process: regulation of transcription by RNA polymerase II; anatomical structure development. Gene Ontology annotation, cellular component: nucleus. The transcript has 2 exons. The record is from RefSeq and is a predicted model, not a curated record. Bases 71 to 1087 code for a protein of 338 amino acids. NCBI's taxonomy places the organism in Eukaryota, Metazoa, Chordata, Mammalia, Chiroptera, Rhinolophidae. Gene Ontology annotation, molecular function: RNA polymerase II cis-regulatory region sequence-specific DNA binding; DNA-binding transcription factor activity, RNA polymerase II-specific.
UGCAAUCGAUGGCUCAGGUUGGCGGCGCGGGGAGCGGCCAGGGGCUCGCCGGCGCGCACGCCCCGGAGCCAUGAACGACUUUGACGAGUGCGGCCCGAGCGCAGCCAGCAUGUACCUGCCCGGCUGCGCCUACUAUGUGGCCCCGUCGGACUUCGCGAGCAAGCCGUCGUUCCUGUCGCAACCGUCGUCCUGCCAGAUGACUUUCCCCUACUCUUCCAACCUGGCGCCGCACGUCCAGCCCGUGCGUGAAGUGGCCUUCCGCGAUUACGGCCUGGAGCGCGCCAAGUGGCCGUACCGUGGUGGUGGAGGCGGCGGAGCUGGGGGCGGUGGCGGCGGGGGCGGCCCGGGCGGGGGCGGCGGCGGCAACGCAGGGGGCUACGCUCCCUACUACGCGGCGGCGGCAGCGGCAGCGGCGGCGGCAGCGGCGGCCGAGGAGGCAGCCAUGCAGCGCGAGCUGCUCCCGCCCGCGGGCCGCCGGCCGGACGUGCUCUUCAAGGCGCCCGAGCCGGUGUGCGCCGCGCCGGGGCCGCCGCACGGCCCCGCGGGCGCCGCCUCCAACUUCUACAGCGCCGUGGGCCGCAACGGCAUCCUGCCGCAGGGCUUCGACCAGUUCUACGAGGCCGCGCCCGGGCCCCCGUUCGCCGGGCCGCAGCCCCCUCCGCCGCCCGCGCCGCUGCAGCCCGAGGGCGCUGGCGAUAAGGGCGACCCCAAGACGGGGACCAGUGGCGGCGGGGGCAGUCCGUGCACCAAGGCGACCCCCGGCUCGGAGCCGAAGGGGGCGGCAGAAGGCGGCGGUGCAGACCGCGAGGGGCUCCCGGGGGAGGCGGGGGCUGAGAAGAGCGGCGGCACAGUGGCCCCCCAGCGGUCCCGGAAAAAGCGCUGUCCGUACACCAAGUACCAGAUCCGCGAACUGGAACGCGAGUUUUUCUUUAACGUGUACAUAAACAAAGAGAAAAGACUCCAACUCUCUCGGAUGCUCAACCUCACUGACCGGCAAGUCAAAAUUUGGUUCCAGAAUCGCAGGAUGAAGGAAAAGAAACUGAACAGAGACCGUCUGCAGUAUUUCACUGGAAAUCCCUUAUUUUGAGAGCUCCAGGAAGCACCCCUCUCCCCUGAGCCCCACUCACUCACCCUCCUCCCCACCAGCCUGCCUUCGGCAGGCCCAAUGUCCUUGGGUUUAAUGACGCCUCUUCUCUGUGGAACUCCACCAUUCCUUCCCACGGUCAACUCGGGACCUCCCAGCGACCACUGCAGCCUGCGGAUGAGGCCGGGGACUUGGCCGAACGGAUCCUAAUAAGGGGAAAAUGGUAAAUGCAAACGUCCCUUUACAAUUUUACCGCCAGUGUGCUGUUGUUCUCCCUCCCUCUCUCCAGGUCUGCGUGGGGACGCUGUGGGAUCUGUAGAGAGUUAGGCCGGCGUGCAAGGCACUUGUUUUUGUUCUGAGUUUAAGGGACCCUGCCCUUCCCACUUGGUGAACGCAGAUUAUUUAAAAUCUGGGAAAUGUACCUUUGGUUUGUCGUAUCAAGGCAUGAGUCACUGUCUUGUGUGUGAAUAAAUGGUUUCUAGUAAAAUGGAGGUUACAGCUUCAAUACACUGUAUGAAUUUUCCUCUUUGAAUAAGUUUAGUGUCUAAUUAGGAUAUUUUAGUGACCAAAAUCUUCACCCCCAUGCAACUGAAAAUCAAGUGAAAUGCUUUUUA